Molecule: messenger RNA, 1140 nt
Organism: Saccoglossus kowalevskii
Lineage: Eukaryota; Metazoa; Hemichordata; Enteropneusta; Harrimaniidae
Product: mucin-19-like
Source: RefSeq, a predicted model, not a curated record
AUGUAUUAUGGUACAUCUGAAAGAACUAUCUACUACUAUGGUACAACUAAAAGGAAUAUCUACUACCAUGGUACAACUAAAAGAACUAUCUACCACUAUGGUACAACUAAAAUAACUAUCUACUACAUGUAUUAUGGUACAUCUGAAAGAACUAUCUACUACUAUGGUACAACUAAAAGAACUAUCUACCACUAUGGUACAACUAAAAUGACUAUCUACCACUAUGGUACAACUAAAAGAAAUAUCUACUACUAUGGUACAACUAAAAGGACUAUCUACUACUAUGGUACAACUAAAAGAACUAUCUACCACUAUGGUACAACUAAAAUAACUAUCUACUACAUGUAUUAUGGUACAUCUGAAAGAACUAUCUACUACUAUGGUACAACUAAAAGGAAUAUCUACUACUAUGGUACAACUAAAAUAACUAUCUACUACAUGUAUUAUGGUACAUCUGAAAGAACUAUCUACUACUAUGGUACAACUAAAAGGAAUAUCUACUACCAUGGUACAACUAAAAUGAAUAUCUACUACUAUGGUACAACUAAAAUGACUAUCUACCACUAUGGUACAACUAAAAGAACUAUCUACUACUAUGGUACAACUAAAAGAACUAUCUACUACUAUGGUACAACUAAAAUGACUAUCUACCACUAUGGUACAACUAAAAGGAAUAUCUACUACUAUGGUACAACUAAAAGAACUAUCUACAACUAUGGUACAACUAAAAUGACUAUCUACCACUAUGGUACAACUAAAAGAACUAUCUACUACUAUGGUACAACUAAAAGAACUAUCUACUACUAUGGUACAACUAAAAUGACUAUCUACUACUAUGGUACAACUAAAAUAACUAUCUACCACUAUGGUACAACUAAAAGGACUAUCUACUACUAUGGUACAACUAAAAGAACUAUCUACUACUAUGGUACAACUAAAAGAACUGUCUACUACUAUUAUAGUACAACUAAAAUGACUAUCUACUACUAUGGUACAACUAAAAUAACUAUCUACUAUUAUGGUACAACUAAAAGGACUACCUACUACUAUGGUACAACUAAAAUAACUAUCUACUACAUGUAUUAUGGUACAUCUGAAAGAACUAUCUACUACUGUGGUACAACUAAAAGGAAUAUCUAG